Stegostoma tigrinum is the source of this 1863-nucleotide messenger RNA. It is a transcript of the gene upb1, whose product is annotated as ureidopropionase, beta. The record is from RefSeq and is a predicted model, not a curated record. The transcript is spliced from 11 exons. Lineage: Eukaryota; Metazoa; Chordata; Chondrichthyes; Orectolobiformes; Stegostomatidae. Bases 51 to 1295 code for a protein of 414 amino acids. Gene Ontology annotation, molecular function: beta-ureidopropionase activity.
AGGGGGCGGGGCCACCCCAUCGUUCCAGCAGAUUCUCUGAGGGUUCGGGAAUGGCGGUGAAGAUGGCGGCCGGAGAGCUGAGCACUUUGGAGGACUGUUUGGAGGAGCACCUACCUCCCGAGGUGUUACAGCGUGUCUGGCGGAUGCUUUAUGGCAGAGACACCAGAAAGUUGGAUUUGCCAAAGUCAGCUUUGGAAGCCUCUCUGGAGAAGGACUUUCAGCUCAAGGCUUUUGGAUUUGAGGCCUCCCCAGAGCAGCUCCGUCAGCCUCGGGUUGUGCGAGUGGGACUUAUUCAGAACAAGAUUCGCCUUCCUACUGAUUUCCCUGUGUCUGAGCAGGUUGCAGCAAUUCAGAAACGAAUCGCAGAUAUUGUCGAAGUGGCUGCCAUGUGUGGAGUGAAUAUUGUCUGCCUCCAGGAAGCCUGGACCAUGCCAUUUGCUUUCUGUACCAGGGAAAAAUUGCCAUGGACAGAAUUUGCUGAAUCUGCGGAAGAUGGUCCAACAACACGGUUUUGCCAAGAGCUUGCAAGAAAAUAUAACCUGGUCAUGGUGUCACCAAUCUUGGAGCGGGAUGAAUUUCAUGGGGACACACUGUGGAACACUGCAGUAGUGAUUUCUAACUCUGGCAAAGUCCUCGGCAAGACCAGGAAGAAUCACAUUCCCAGGGUCGGAGAUUUUAAUGAGUCUACAUACUACAUGGAGGGAAACACGGGACACAAAGUGUUUCAGACUCAGUUUGGACGGAUUGCUGUUAAUAUCUGCUUUGGUCGACAUCACCCUUUGAACUGGUUAAUGUAUAGCAUCAAUGGAGCUGAAAUUAUCUUCAACCCCUGUGCUACUGUUGGGGAGCUAAGUGAACCCAUGUGGCCUAUUGAAGCUAGGAAUGCAGCCAUUGCCAACCACUGUUUCACCUGUGCCAUCAAUCGAGUCGGGACGGAAGGACCUCAAGUUAGGGAGGAGAAGAGGCUGCUUCCUCAGACAGAAAAGAAACACUUACUCCACCCACUCCAGGAACAUUUCAAAAAUGAAUUUACAUCGGGUGAUGGGCAGAAGGCCCAUCAUGAGUUUGGCCAUUUCUAUGGAUCCAGUUACAUAGCGGCUCCCGAUGGAAGCCGUACUCCUGGACUGUCCCGUACAGAGGAUGGCCUGCUUGUGGCUGAGCUCGAUCUCAACCUGUGUCGCCAGAUGAGUGAUAAAUGGGCCUUCAGGAUGACAGGAAGGUACGAGUUGUAUGCUGAGGAACUUGCUCAGGCAGUGCAGCCCAACUUUGAUCCCUACAUAGUCACAGAGUGGUGACGUUACUGGGCACAGACAGCAUGGAGACAAUAUCAGAGAAUCGCAAUAUUUGAUCAGAUGAUGUAUUGAUGCAAUCAGACAUUUUAUUGUUAUUUCUUACAGGUGGUUCUUCUAUAAUGUGAUGUUGUGUUCUUGUGUGAUCUUGCGCUAUAGGGAAAUCGCUAUACCUGUACAGCAGAAAGUUUGCAUUAUCCAAACAGCAUCCACUAUUCAUCAAGUGAAUUACAGCCAAUUCACAUUAACAAAGUAAGUGUCAUAGGAGAACUAUCUGUACUUCCUUUUAUCCAAAGCAUUGUCAUUGUGUUUUUACAUCAGAUAUUUCCUUGGGCUCCAAGUCACCAUUAUCCCAGGACUUGGAACGGUGACUCAUUUUCUGUCCCCAGAGUUACUGGCAGAUCUGGUGAGUUUCUCCAGACCAUGUAUAAUGUACUUUCUGGUUGGUGCCAGUACAUGCUGUUGUAAGAAACUAUCCUGAUAAUACUUUAUGAACACGUCAUCUAGUUUAUCUUUCGCCAUCUGACUUCUCCAGUCUAUAUGUAAAUUAAAGUUUCACAUGAUUAUUGCUGUA